AUGGCGUGGAAUAGCAGGAUUGGCAAGUACUAUUUAGAAGAUAAUGGCUUCAUCAAAUGUCCACAUGAACAUGCGCUCUACGUUAAAAGUAAGGGAGGAAAUAUUUUAAUAGUGUGCUUGUAUGUGGAUGAUCUCAUCUUCACAGGAAAUAAUCUAAGUAUGUUCGAGGAAUUCAAGAAGGUAAUGACAAAGGAAUUCGAAAUGACAGACAUUGGGCUGAUGACAUAUUACCUAGGUGUGGAAGUCAAACAACUCAAAAAUGGGAUCUUCAUCACACAAGAAGGUUAUGUCAAGGAAAUUCUCAAGAAGUUCAAGAUGGAGGACUGCAAAGCAAUCAACACGCUAGUAGAAUGCGGGAUCAAAUUAUCCAAGAACGAUGGAAAAGAGAAAGUGGAUCCGACAUUAUUCAAGAGCUUGGUUGAAAGUCUACGAUAUUUAACUUGUACAAAGCCAUACAUACUUUAUGCCACAGGGCUCGUAAGUCGAUAUAUGGAGAAUCCAACCAGUAUCCAUUUCAAGGCAGCAAAGAGAAUACUACGAUAUCUAAAAGGUACGAUCGGCUAUGGCCUAUUCUAUUCAAAUACUGAUGAUUAUAAGCUUGUUGGCUAUAGUGAUAACGAUUGGGCUGGAGAUAAUGAUGAUUGA
Salvia miltiorrhiza (redroot sage) is the source of this 645-nucleotide messenger RNA. RefSeq lists its product as uncharacterized. The coding region runs from base 1 to 645 and encodes 214 amino acids. NCBI's taxonomy places the organism in Eukaryota, Viridiplantae, Streptophyta, Magnoliopsida, Lamiales, Lamiaceae. The transcript has a single exon. The record is from RefSeq and is a predicted model, not a curated record.